Molecule: messenger RNA, 4032 nt
Organism: Carassius auratus (goldfish)
Lineage: Eukaryota; Metazoa; Chordata; Actinopteri; Cypriniformes; Cyprinidae
Exons: 7
Coding region: 2517-3248 (243 amino acids)
Source: RefSeq, a predicted model, not a curated record
CAACAUUCAUAAGUUAAAAAUGCCUUAUAUUCUCAGUUUACAUUAAAGUGUGAAAUUGAAGAGAAAAGUCAACUUUUUUAAUCGCUAAUAGCUUCCUUAGCAAAUUCAAAAAAACAUGCCCACAUCAAUAGACGUGUUUGCAUGAUUGUUCUUGUAUGUGAGGUGUGUCACUAAAAGGUCAUCAGCAGAGUAAAUUUUUACAUGAUGUUGCUCUUUGGUUCCUCAUCUUGAGUUCAAAUUUUGCAGUUGAGAUCAAAUUCACUAUUCAGAUAUGAUUAGCUGAUUGACACUGGUAUUUCAUGUUGACAGAGCCACAAUGUUAAUAUUUGUGAGCAGAGCUAUCUAUGAGAUCACAUGAUGAGUCACAGCCAGUACAACUCUCACGGUGCUGCUCGUCUUCUCAGCUUCACAACUUUGCAAUUGUUUUACAUUGUAAAUAUAAUGUACACAUCAAUAUAAAUCAAAGGCUAUAGUAUAGACAACCCAAUCUCAUGAAAGUGUGCUAGAUACGGGUAAGUGAUGGAUUUUAUGAAGCUUUUAUGAAAUACAAAAGAUGCAUUAGCCUACUCUUAUCUGUAUGAUUAAAAAUGACAAAUAUUUUAUGAGAAAAUGAUUGUAGCGGUGCCUCCAUCUGUCACACAGGAGCCCAAGCACACUGUUCAGCUUCCACACUCCGCACAACAUGCACACUUUUUUUCUAGACUAACAUUAGAUUGAGCUGCCAUGUAAAGUUACUACAUACAUAUCUCAGAUGAUAAACCAUACUUGAGGUCGAUGAAUGUUAGCAUAUGGAUGCCCUGCCCAAUGUACUAUAGACCAGUGGUUAAGGAUUUGUCCAUCAUGGGCAGUGAUUUCACAACUUCAUGUGGAAUUUUUUUUUCUCCUGUGACUAAGCAACUAAUACAAAUUUGGUAAUGUGCAUAUAAACAGCCUUUUAAUUAGCAGAAAAAUCAUGGCAAGACAUGCAAACAAAAGAAAACCAAACUGGACGCGAGAACAUAUAUUAAUCAAACAUUUUGGAGUUGGGGUAACCUCCAAACCAAACCAAACCAAUUAGAAAAAGUGUUUCUAAAAUGUGUAUAUUCCAAGGUAGAUUGCUAUAGCAACAGCCAUUUUAGGAUAGUUCAGAUUUGGCCUUAGUGGCUUAGGAGUCCUCUUCACUACUCCUAAUGUUUCACAGAUUUAGGAGCUAAUUUUAGCACAAAGAUGCUUUGUGAAAUUCCCUUAGAGCAAAAAUUUUGGAGUCUAUUACAGCACCACCUGCAUCCCAUUGUAUAAGUCUAUUUAAGUGCAGUAACUGGUGUCUCAUGUUGUCAGAUCGUUGUGGUUCUUCCCUGUGUUCUGUUCCCUUGCUGUGUUGGAUCGUGGAUUCCCUCUUUGUUCUUCGUUGUGUCUUCCUGUACUCAGCUAUGUGUCUCAUACACACAUUAAUGAUUUCAGGUUGAAUUCACAAACAUUCUAUUACAAUUACUAUUACUGUAACUCUUACUAUUGUGAUAACACUUUCACUGUAUUUAAUGUCAAGACAGAUUCCUUUGGGUUUACAGACAAAGUUGGCAUGAAAAAACAGUUGUAACUGACUUUGCUAAUUUAUUAUGAAAUGAUCAAAUCUGAGUAUUACUGGCGGCCUUGUAUAUGCUAUAUGGAUAAAAGGAUUGGAACACCUGACCUUUAGACCGACAGGGAUUGUAUUGGCAUUGCAUUCUAAAUACAUUAAUAUGGAGCUGGUCCCCCAUCGCUGCUAUAACAACUUCCACUCAUUAGGGAAAGCUUUCCACAGGAUUUUGGAAUGUUUCUGUGGGAAUUUUUGCCCAUACUUUCAGUAGAGUAUUUGUGAGCUCAGGCAUUGAUAUUGGACGAGAAGGCCUGGCUCACAAUCUACAUUCUAGUUUAUCCCAAAGGUGCUUGAUGAGAUUGAGGACAGGGCCCUGUGCAGGUUCUCAUCCAAAAACUCCAGCAUAUUUAUUUGCUAGACAUGACUGGAACUUUAAAUGGGACUGGGUUCAAUGGUCAGUUGGAAAAAAAUAAAUAAAAAAAAUAGCUUUUUAGCAGCAAACACUUAAGAUGGGUUUGGUGCACACAAGGUAAAAAAAGUGUCUUAUUUGUACAGUGAAAUAUACUGCUAGAUCUUUAAUGUGCUGGAUCGCACUACAUCCGACACUUGGCAUUGUACUUGAUGAUGUGAGGCUUGCAUGCAGCUGCUUUGCCAAGGAAACCCAUUCCAUGAAGUUUCCACUGCACAGUUUUUUGGUGAUAUUAAUGCCAGUGGACAUUUGGAACUAUUCAUUUUAAACUUUUAAAUACUAGGUAUAUGUGUAUUAUAUAAAAAUGAUAUACACACAGAUAACUCACAAUAAAAGCACUAACAGGGAUUAAGAAAAUUAUACAUUCAGUAAACUGAGGAAUCAUUUUCUUUAAACUGAACUGCACCUUAUACUGAAGGCUUAAUAAAUGGCUCCAUAGCAUUCACAAAUCAAAUCUGUUGGAAGAAAUUCAAUCAAUUGUAUCUGUAGUUUAUGUUUGCACUGCCUGUUAACUUUUCACGUCACUCUCUAUGCAAAAGCUCCUCGUGUAUGAAUUUCAUUCCGCACGCUGUAGCCUCAUUUAAGCUCUGCCCACUAAAAUAUCACGUCCUGUCUGAAUUUAUAGCGCCAUUGUCUCAGCCUCACAGCGCCUCAUCAUUUCCGCAUUUGGCUGCAGGAAUGGUUAGGAGCAGCACAGCCAUGAGACCAACGCCGUUCUCCGUUUUUAUGUUCGCGAUAAUUACAUUAACGGGAUAUAGUCAGGUUUCUGGAAAAAAUGAAGAAUGUCCUGCAGAGCAGGAGACCUCAUGUGAGAGUCUGCGCACGACUGAGGGAUUCACUUACCCCGUGCCCUUGAACAUCCCAACCGGAGACUGCGAAUAUUCGUGGCAUCUGGUGAAUGGAACAUGUGUUGCUCAUUCAGAUGGGAAAAAGUUAAGACCUGUUGUGGCUAUGACGUCCCAGAAUGUGACAGUAAGCGCCUGCGAGGACCUGCAGUGGCAACUUCACUGUGACGACAUUCAGUUUCACUGUACUAUCAAUUACACAGUUACAGGCCUUGAGAGAACACAAGAUGGCAACCAUAAUGACUAUAUUUCAGCUGGUUUACCUGGAUGGGGUACUGCUUUAAUUGGGACUGUCAUUGGGAUCGGAAUGGUUGUUGGAUUGAUUGCUGUUUGGUUUCAUCAUCGAAACAAGUCAAGAGGUUAUAGAUCUGGAUCUUAACCAAAAUUUAACCAUUAUGCUAUUGCCAUUGCCACUUAUUGUUGCACUUAUCUAUAAUUUUACUGUUUUAAUAGCUUUUAGCAUAUCACAGCUUUAAGACUCUAGUGCUAGUUUGUCUUUUUUAAUCUAAAAGUAAUUUUCACACAUAACUACUGUGAGGAUGGCACUGACACAAAAUGAAAAGUUACAUAAUCAAUUACUGAAAUAAGGAUAAUGACAAAUUAUUAGUUUUAACAUAACACUAUAAUAUAUAUAAACCAUAAAUAUACUAACUACAUGUACCCUUUUUUUUCUUGAAAAAUAUUAGUAAAUAUCUCAUUAUGGUGAUGAUGUGAAAACCUAUAGAGAUCACUGAGAUUACAUAAUUAGUACACAAAUUAAGGUAAAGGUUUAUUUUUAAGUUCUACUUAUCAAACAGACAUUAUAUGGACACUAAGGGGAACAUGUAUGUUUAGCGUGUACAGUACUGUGCAAAAGACAGUUAUCUCACUCUACCGGCAGAGCUACUCUAAAAGCUAUGUCAAAGGCAAUGGGUGGUCAUAUACAAGAUUUUUGGUUCCACUUCAUAUUAAGUGGCCUUAACUACUAUGUGCUUAAAUAAAAACAAUAAGUAAAAUGUACUUAUUAUGUUCAUAUUGUAUUGCUAAACACUUGACAUUGAAGUGGGAUAUGAGUAAGGUUAGGGACAGGUUUGGAGGUUUGGGUAGGUUUAAGGGUGGGUCAAGGUGUAAGGGAUGGGUCAACAGUGUAAUUAUAAAUGUAAUAACACAAAUGAAUUACAGAU